AUGCCUGCAAAUCGAGUUAAACGUUCUGUGGAAGAUGAGAGGCUUUUUCAAAAAUCAAAACGUAUGAGAAAUACUUUAGCUCAAAGAGAACGCAGACAAAAACUAGCAUUGCAAUUAGAAUAUAAUAGAUUCAAUAUUCAAGUUGAAGAUAUUCAAGAAAAUUAUAUUGGAAAAAUGGAUAUUCUUUGUAAAAAUUGCAGUGCGAGACAUUUCCAAGUAGAAGAAGUGAAUAAUAAAAAAACAUUCAACGAUUGCUGUAGUCAUGGUGAAGUAAAUCUCGAACCAUUACCUGAUUCACCAGAUUUAAUAAAAAAUUUAUUCAACGGUUCUCAUGAAUUUUCGAAAAAUUUUCAUGAACGAAUACGAUCAUACAAUAAUGCUUUUGCUUUUGCAUCUUUCAAUGCAAAUUUAGUAAAUUUUCCGUCUAAUAAUCGACCAGGUCCUUAUUGUUUCAAAAUUCAUGGCCAAAUAUAUUAUCAAAUUAAUACAUCUUUAUAUCCAAGUGGAGAUGAUAUUCCUUCAUUCGGUCAACUUUUUAUUGUCGAUCAGAAUGAAGCAACUAACGUUAGGUCACAAUUUAACAAAGAUUCGUGUUUAAAUAUGGAAAUUAUUGAAGCUAUAGGCAAUACUCUUUGUGAGAUUAAUGUAUUUGCAAAGUCAUAUCAGAUGAUGCAUGAAGAAUUACAGCAAACAAUCAAUGACGGUCAAGAAGAAACAGAAAUGCGAUUAAUAUUUUCUACGAAACCUGGUAAAGAUGCAAGACGAUAUAAUGUGCAAAAAAUAAAUGAAGUUGCGAAUGAUACAUUAAUAGAUGAAAAUGGAUACCCAAGUUAUCGUCGUCGAAAUACUGGUGCUUUUCAACGUCAAACUGGAAAUAGUACUGAUAAUCAAUAUGUUGUUCCUCAUAACCCGAUGUUAUUAUUAAUUUUCAAUUGUCAUAUCAAUGUUGAAAUAGUAUCGAGCAUUAAAGCAAUUAAGUAUUUAUAUAAAUAUAUAUAUAAAGGACAUGAUGCAGCUUCUAUAGUUGUAACUAAUUCUACUGCUGAAGAUAACACUUCAUCAAUUAAUUAUGAUGAAAUUGUUAAUCAUAUAGAGACUCGGUAUGUUAGUCCAGUUGAAGCGUGUGAUAGAAUUUAUGGGAGACCUUUACAAGAAAAAAGUCAUUCUAUUACACGCUUGCCUGUACAUUUAUCAAAUCAGCAAACUAUAACUCUAAAUGAUGAAGCAGAAGAAACUAUACGUAUGAUAAUGAAUCAGCAAACAAUGCUUAUGGAUUAUUUUGCGUUAAAUCAGCGGGAUCCGAUGGCAAGAAUUUAUACAUAUGCUGAAAUUCCAGAACAUUAUGUUUUCAAAAAAGGUUCAGGUAAAAAUGGAAUAUGGAAACCGCGUAAACAACAGUUCAAUGUAAUAGGAAGAAUGUAUUCUAUUAGCCCAAGUCAAGUAGAAUUAUUUCAUCUCAGACUAUUGUUAUUAAAAGUGAAAGGAGCAACGAGUUUUGAAAAUAUUAGGACUAUCGAUGGAGUUAUGCAUGAUACUUAUCGAAGUGCGUGCUUAGCGUUGGGUUUGAUUGAAGAUGAUGAAGAAUGGGAUCGAGCAAUGACAGAAGGAGAAGUGUGGAUGAUGCCUAAACAAUUAAGACAUUUAUUCGUACGAAUUUUAAUACAUUGUUGUCCAGUAAAACCAGAAAUACUUUGGGAAAAUUAUAAGGAUUCAAUGUCAGAUGAUUUUAAAAAAAAAUAUAGUUUAUCUCAAUCAUAUACGAAAUUAUAUCAUGAAAUAGUUAAGCUUCUUGAAAAAGAGAAAUCGAAUAUAAGUAAAUUUGCAACAAUGCCAUCAUUAAUUGAAUUUGAAUCACUGGAGAAUUUAAAUAACGAAGAAAUUGUUUUACAAAACCACUCGGAAAUAGGUUUGAAUCAAUAUAAAACCUUGAAUAUAAAACAAAAAAUAAUAGUAGAUGAAAUAAUGGAUAAAGCGUUAUCAUGUAGAAAAGAUAAUUUAAAUUCAUGCUUUUACAUUGAUGGGCCAGGUGGAUCAGGAAAAACAUAUGUUUACAGCACAAUAUAUCACUUAUUACGAAGCAAUGGAAAAAAAGUUGCUACAAUGGCUUUUACAGAAAUUGCGGCAAUAUUGCUUCCAGAAGGAAGAACAAUGCAUACUCUUUUUGCAAUGCCUGUUCCAAUAUAUGUUGAUUCAACAUCAAAUAUUAAACAGCAAUCAAAAGCAGCGGAAGAACUGAGAAACAUUGAUGUCAUAAUUUGUGAUGAAGCACCAAUGGCACCAAGAUACUGUUUGGAACUAGCUGAUCGAACCUGCCGCGAUAUAAUGAAUAAUAAACUACCUUUCGGUGGGAAAAUUAUGCUCAUGGGUGGUGAUUUUCGGCAAUUAUUGCCAGUACUAAAAAAUGAAAAUAUGAGAACAUUACCGGAAGAAUCAGAAUUCGCAAAAUAUAUACUAGACGUUGGAAACGGUACAUUAAAUGAUAACAAUGAUAAUUUAGUAAUUCCUAAAGAAUGUUUAGCAAAUAGAAAUGAUGAUAUAGUAGAGAAAAAUUUUACUGCAAUAGAUAGUACUGAAAAUUGUGAUAAUGGAGAACUUAAUAAUUAUAUUUUACCAGAAUAUUUAAACACGUUGAAUCCACCAAAUUUUCCACCAUAUGAAUUGAAAAUGAGGUUGUACUGUAUUGUCAUGCUUUUACGUAAUAUUAGUCAAAGUGAAGGUUUAUGUAACGGAACGAGAUUGCAAGUAUUAAGUAUGUCUAAUAAUCUUCUAAAAUGUAGAAUUUUAACUGGUGAUAAAGAAAAUGAUAUAGUAUUCAUACAUCGCAUAACUCUUUAUUGUGAAGACGUUUAUCCUUUCACGUUUAAACGAAGACAAUUUCCAAUUAAGAUAGCAUUUGGAAUGACGAUAAAUAAAUGUCAAGGACAAACAUUCGAAAUGAUCAAUUGA
This is a messenger RNA of Aphidius gifuensis, 2946 nucleotides long. RefSeq lists its product as uncharacterized. NCBI's taxonomy places the organism in Eukaryota, Metazoa, Arthropoda, Insecta, Hymenoptera, Braconidae. Gene Ontology annotation, molecular function: DNA helicase activity. The transcript is spliced from 5 exons. Gene Ontology annotation, biological process: DNA repair; telomere maintenance. The record is from RefSeq and is a predicted model, not a curated record. The coding region runs from base 1 to 2946 and encodes 981 amino acids.